Pogona vitticeps (central bearded dragon) is the source of this 4783-nucleotide messenger RNA. RefSeq names its product PDZ domain containing 7 (gene PDZD7). Gene Ontology annotation, molecular function: protein binding. Lineage: Eukaryota; Metazoa; Chordata; Lepidosauria; Squamata; Agamidae. Gene Ontology annotation, cellular component: cilium; plasma membrane; stereocilium tip. Gene Ontology annotation, biological process: auditory receptor cell stereocilium organization; sensory perception of sound. The record is from RefSeq and is a predicted model, not a curated record.
GUCCAGGUGAGGAAGUUUGCAGAGCAACAUGGAGACAGCAGUUCAAAAUCAGAGGAAGGAGCGGCAAGAGAUUUCAGGAGUUGUAUAAGAAGAAAGUAAAUUUGUGUUCUACCACAAACUCAGAAGGGAUUUGUCAUCCAACAUCUUGUGCUCACAGAACUCUGACUGAAGGCUGCAUGUUUAAUUUGGGAAUAGUAUUUAUUGUCAUUGUUAUUGUUGUUGAUCUAGCACACCAUUCUGGAUGUAAGAGAAAGAAUAUGCAUCUGAUUCCAUGAAAAGUAAGAUGUUUUCACCAAGUUCUGCAUUUUAGACACAGGGGUGUUUGGCUGAUUUUCCUGAGGAUAAACCUCAGUGCUAAUAUCAUGAACAAAAUCAGUCCACAAAAGGUUACACUAUGAUACAUUGGAAUAUGUCCAGCAACUCUUUCCAUUGGUGGGAAGCAACCUAAGGGGCCAAAAUGUAACACACUUCGCCAAUCUUCCUGAAAGGAACUGGACAUCUCCACCGUCCAGAACAGAAUACUCCAAACGAUCUAUAGACACCAUCCAUCUGUGGAAGUCUCUCCAUGAGCAGCCAGCAUCCUCACCUGCCAUGGCCCACGCUCCUGAUUCAUUCCCAAAAGAUGUUGUUUACCCUACUCACUCUCGGGGCUCCAGCAGUGAAAUCAGCACUGCUAACCGUUUCCUACUGAGUAGGCAGAACCGGCUGAUGAAUGGAAACCAUCGAGGCUUUCGCACUUCAUCCCCUAUGGGAAGAGUUAUCCUCAUCAACACACCACUUGAAGCUAACAGUGAUGAGAGCGAUGCGAUCCAUGCCAUUACGGUGGAAAAGAGCACAGCUGGUAAGCUGGGCUUCAGCGUACGCGGGGGGUCAGAGCAUGGCCUUGGUAUCUUUGUCAGCAAGGUGGAGGAAGGCAGCAGUGCAGAACAGGCUGGGCUGUGUGUUGGAGACAAAAUCACAGAAGUGAACAGUGUGAGCUUGGAGAACAUUACAAUGGGAAGUGCAGUCAAAGUCCUGACAGGGAAUAACCGGCUACGGAUGGUCGUGAGACGCAUGGGCAAAGUGCCAGGGAUAAAGUUCUCCAAAGAAAAGACCACAUGGGUUGAUGUGGUCAACAGACGCCUGGUUGUGGAGAAGAGUGGUUCUACUCCAUCAGACACCAGUUCUGAGAUAGGAAGACGGCGGAUAGUCCACCUCUACACCACAUCUGAUGACUACUGCUUGGGUUUCAAUAUCCGGGGUGGAAAGGAGUAUGGCCUUGGGAUCUAUGUCUCCAAAGUAGAUCGUGGUGGGCUGGCUGAGCAACAUGGGAUCAAGGUUGGUGACCAAGUCCUUGCAGCCAAUGGAGUCCAGUUUGAUGACAUCAGCCAUAGCAAGGCAGUCGAAGUGCUAAAAGGGCAAACCCAUAUCAUGCUGACCAUCAAGGAAACAGGGAGGUUCCCAGCUUACAAGGAAAUGGUGGCCGAGUACUGCUGGCUCAACAGAAUGACCAAUGGCCAGUUGCAGCAGCUGUCUCAAAACUCUGAAUCCAGCUCUUCCUCCGUGUCAUCCUACUCCUCAGGGACCCCCUACAGUUCCAUGAAUGGUCUGUUCAUGGCUCCAAUCCCCAGCUUACCUUCAAGUGGCAUGGUAGAUGUUGGCAUUUCCACUGAGAUGCCAGUCCGGAGUCACCCCUUAGAGAAAGCAGAGGCUGCUAUGCAGACUGAUCCUUUGCCUGACGGAGCCUCCUUUUCAGGGAGCCUGGUAACGGAGACCCUUCGAAUUGUGCGACCUAUGGAAAUCCUAAAAGACACAGCCAUACGCACUGAGAGCUUCAAAGAUUCAUUCCACCUGAGGAAGAGCCAGCCAUCAGCUACCAAGGAAACAACAGGGCCCUCCCCCAAAACUGCUCUCCUUCUGGCACUCAGCCGACCACGACAGCCCAUCAAAAGAUCACAAAGUUAUCUGACCAUCUGUGAAGAGAAAAAGCAGAGGAAGAAGGAGAAGCCAAUAUCCUCAGAGAAGAAGGUCACUCUCCAGCGUUCCAAAACUCUCAUGAAUCUGUUUUUCAAGACUUCCCGAUCAGGGAAGCCGAGCUCAGCCGUGGGGUCACCAGAGACACAGAAGCGGUCCAAGUCACCAGCACAGUCUGAGGGGGAGAAAGAAAAAGGCCGCCCAUUCACCUCCCUGAGCUCGAAGGCUUCUGUACUCUCGUCUCCACAGCACAAUGGUAGUGAACAUAGCAAAGUCCUUGAGAGUCAUCUGUUGCUGAUUGAGGACAUGGCCAGGAAGCUCUUGAUGGAGGAUGAAGUAGCUGCAGUGCUGAGACACUGCAACCGGUACAUCCAAGAAGGUGGUGUGGAAGAUUUGGUGAGACCAUUGCUGGCAAUUCUCGACCGCCCUGAGAAGUUACUUCUUCUCAGAGAUGUCAGGAGUGUGAUUGCCUCCACAGAUCUAGGCCGAUUUGACAGUAUGGUUGUGCCUGUGGAACUAGAAGCCUAUGAUGCACUGAAAAGCAGAACAGUGAGGUCACCUGCUCUCCGCCCAGCACAGCAUGACACACCUCCAAAGAGACAUCUUAUCACCCCCGUGCCUGAUUUUAGAGGCAGCUUCCUUCUCAAGCCGGUGACCAAUGAGAAGGGGGAGCAAGAGGAGGCAGAGACGGCGCUGAAGGAUGGGAUGAAAGGGCUGCAGGUCUCUGCCAGCCCCAGGCGGACUCACCCCAGAAACUACACUCCUCUCCCUGAUGUGCCAGUGGAUGCCUACAUGACCUCCCCCAGCAUCUCCUCCCCAGCUGCUGAUGGCAGGGAACCCCGCUGGUUUCUCAGUAAGCCCACAAGAAUGUCUGGGAGUUCCCAACAUACUGCAGGCACUCUGGAAGCAUCAGGGAAACCAACAAAGCAAGGGGAUGGACAAUCUGGCAGAGGGAGGCCACGUACACCCAAGUCAACCCACAGCAAAGCCACUGCAUGGAGUCCGGAUGGAGAAGCCCACACAGCCAAGAAUACCCUGUACUCUGUCAUCAAUAGGCCUCGCAGGGCUAGGCCCCAGCUCUCCCAACUCUUCCAGGAGGUCCCAGGGACUAGCAGGACUGCACAAGGAGAGACAGGGGAUGGAGUCUUGGAUGGUCUGCUCCCAAAUGGUCCCAGUGAUGUGAAGAAAGAGGAAUAUGAGCUGUUGACUGUCAGUCUGCCUAAGAAUAAACAGUCUUUAGGGAUCAGUAUUUCAGGUGGAAUAGAAUCCAAACUGCAGCCAAUGGUGAAGAUUGAGAAGAUCUUUCCGGGGGGAGCAGCAUCUCUAAGUGGAAAGCUGGAGGCUGGCUAUGAGCUAGUUGCUGUGGAGGGAGAAAGCCUACAGAAUGUAACACACCAGCGAGCCGUGGACAUAAUCCGCCAGGCCUACCGCAACAAAGCCAAGGAGCCCAUGGAAAUUGUGGUGAAAGUGCCGAAGAAAACCAAGUAAAUGCUGCAGAUGAAGCAACCUGGCCUGAAGAACAUGACCUGCUGAGACAUGAGAAGAAGCUCCAGGGGGUCAGCAAAGGGCCCACUUACUAUGCCUACUUAUCACUCAGAAAGGUAGUAGUGUACCAUGAAGCAAACCGCUGGCUAGGUUGAUAAAAUGACAGCCACCCAGCAAGCUGGGGGCUCUGUGGAGGAAGUUGCAGCUUCCCAGUUUUAGGAAGGUAUGUUUGAGGCAGCCAUGAGACAGUGCAGGCCAAUGUGCCGUAGCCCAAGUAUCACGUGUUGUCUUCAGAAAGCACAACAGAUAUGAAUGAAAAGCUAGCUGUACAUGGUCAGCUGUUACCAAGACCAGCUGUUUCACAACAGACUGCCAAGGUGAGCAUGUCCGUAAACACAGCAGAGAGAAAAACAUUGUUCUUGACAUGUUGUUCUUGAAAUGACUCUCCUAUUAAUGGAAGUUUUGGUAGUAACAAGGUCACCUCCAACUGUAAGGAGCCAGAAGGAAAGGGUAGCUCAGAGGUAUCAGUACAUAGAACUGGCACGUGGCCAGGUUUAAACUAGCCUGAUCACUUUUUUGACAUAUGAUUAACUCAGGUUCUGUGGCAGGCACCAGCACGUUUUUAAAAGUUUAAAGCACAAAACGAGAAGUGGCAUGGUUUCAGACUCAAAGAUAGACAUCUGCAAAUGGGUUAUGAUGCUUUCCAAGAGACAAUAAUCCAAAGUCUCAGAAGAUCAUAAAUGCAGGAAACUGGGCUUAAUAUUUUCACAACACUUUCUUUGACUGAAACUCUUGAAUGAUAAAUCCAGUCCAUGACGAACAAACUGGCAGCAAUCCUGGAAGUGACAUACAGAAAAACAAAGCAGGCUUUUUCCAUCCAGCCUCAGGAGCCACUUCACUGUGUUCAUGAUGAUACAAGUCAUGAGGGAGCAUAGCUAGAACAGAAGGACGGGCCUGCAAUGUGGUCUUCUCUGAACUCAAGCUGAUGAUGGAUCUGUUACCUGGCACCACCAGCGUGUUAGUAAUUGCUUCCAAGCACGUGUCAGCUCUCACUUAAAAAGAAAAGCUCUGCUUAAGGAAAGAAACCAUUCUGUCUUGAACUGCAGCAGUUUUGGACCAGAAGUCAUCCAUUUCCUAAAGGGCAAUUCAAUAACUUCACCUCUGAAACCAUUCAGAGACAUUGUACAAGAUGCUACCUGUGGGUGAAGGAGGCAGCAUGGAUAUAAGAUGCAUCUGGACACUUUUCAUACAGCACUGAGAAGUGGGGGUGGGGUGGCGUUUAAAUGCAAAGGGUCCUUCAUUGUGAAGCAGGCACUGAGCCUCCCUGCCUCUCAUCAUCCACCAU